GACUGAGCCUUAUUUAUCACCACUAAUGAGCAGACUGCUUAGCUUGCUAUUUUCCAUGGCGAAACCGAAGAAAACUACGCAUGCGGCGGUGGCGCGCUUCGUCGAAACGCUAUUGCCGCUCAAGGAAAACGACGUACAGCGACUCUACCACGUCCCUCGAAACCCUCGCUACGACCCCGAGACUGCUGUGGUCGAGCAGAUUGUACUCAGCGUCAUGCCGACCCCAGGGGUUUACGCUCUGAUCGGCUGUCCAUUUGAUGAGACUACGGCGGACUCCACGGCGCCUUACCGGCACAUGUACCCGCAACCGCCGCGAACACUAUGCUUCUUACAUCGGCCCUUCACCCUCGAUCGGCGCAGCGUGCGCAAAGGGACGCUUGUUCUCUCAAGUCACACUUCCUUUGAUGAAGUGCUCACUGUGGGGUGGAACACGGCGCUGGCAGAACGGUUGCGCGUAGACACGGCAAACUGCCUCUGCGUACAAGGUUACAAAGGCGACUCAGAGAGGAAGAUUGGAAUCAUUGGCCAGGUCGACGUGUAUCUACAGGUGCUCCUGGGUCGAAUACAAGAAGAGUUUGGCGUCUCUGAGCUUGCACAUGCAGGUUCAUCGGACCAAAUACGCUUCGUGGCGAUCAUGAAUGCGUUCAAUGAGGGUGAGGUACAUCGUGUGCUUCAAAUGGCACAAGAGCAUGGCUGGAUAGCACCAGAUGAAGACGCCAGACAUCUGCUUUAUUUGACUGGACAGCCCCGGGUUAGUGGGCUUGAAGCUGCAAAAGCGCUGGGUAUGUCGGUAGCUUGUGUUGGGCAUAGGCAAGCGGAAGACUGGGGCAUUCGCUACAUAGGUGAAGCGCUGCGUAAGGCCUUUCCAAAUGCGCAUGUGGAGGAAGUGUAUGAAGAAGAGAUACCUGUGGUGAAAGCAAAGGAGCCUGCAGUACAAAUCGUGCAUCAGUAAUGAUGCUUUGAACUGUUGCCGAAGCAUGCCAUUUUUGGCUACUACUGCUGCAUU
Molecule: messenger RNA, 1006 nt
Organism: Exserohilum turcica Et28A
Lineage: Eukaryota; Fungi; Ascomycota; Dothideomycetes; Pleosporales; Pleosporaceae
Exons: 1
Coding region: 56-952 (298 amino acids)
Source: RefSeq, a predicted model, not a curated record